This is a messenger RNA of Symbiodinium sp. CCMP2592, 11196 nucleotides long. The record is from the annotation of a GenBank genome assembly. NCBI's taxonomy places the organism in Eukaryota, Dinophyceae, Suessiales, Symbiodiniaceae.
AUGGGAAGAUGUGGGGCCCUUUGGCCUCCUCUGACCAGAACGGCCCCGGCGUCUUUUGUCCUGUGGCUUCCAGCGGCCUUGCUGCUCUCGCUGCAGGAGCAGGUGACCGCCAUCGGGACGGGCAUAGCUCCCGAACGCGUUAGCUCGCUGGCAGGCGAGAUCACCCUCUACCUGCCGGCUCCAGCAGAAGCCCUCGAGUGCGAGCUCUUCCGAGACAGCGGUGUCGGGGACGAGCCUCGCUUCGAGGUCUACCGGGGAGACUGCGAGGUGGCCGUGCGAGUGGAUGGCCUCCUCGUGGACCGCAACUACCAAUUCCAGGCUCGCGGCAUCAACGCUGCCGGCUUGGCGGGCGGCAGGAGCGAGAUCGUGAACUACAUCAGCGCCGGUGUUCCGGAAUGGCAAGGGCUGACUCCAACACUGGAGAAGGUCGGUGCAGAGAACAUCCGGCUGGGUUGGCCUGUGCCCUUGAGCGGUGGCUCGCCGAUUCUGGGCUAUCAUGUCGAUAUGGAGGCCAACGGGGACGGGAGCUGGGAGAGGAUCUACGAUGGCACCAACCAGCCCUCCAAGCUCACCUUCACCGCUCUGGGGCUACAUGCCUCCCUGACGUACAACUUCCGGGUCUUUGCGGAGAACCGGGUGGGCUUCAGCAGCUACACGGAAGCCUCCGUAAGGAUAUCGGACCUGAUGGCGGCGCACGAGGCGAGGCCAGAGAGCAUCCCGGUGCAGACGUCGAGCCGCAUCCCCAGACUCAGAGCCGGCAACCAGCUCGCUUGCCCGCUUUCUGCUGUGCAGCUGCCUGUCAAGCAGGUCGGCGGCCGUCGCUUCGUCUUGUCUCUGCACGACGUCUGCGAGUUGGACUCCACUGGAACGAUCUGUGUGCGAGUGGCGGCACCGCACCCGGACUACUCACCGGACGUGCUCGGGGAGCCCAUCUGCUGCAUCCACUCCCUGGACCAGAGCACAGGGCUCUACCGUUUCCCUUACACGCUCCGCAAGGCCGGGAAGUACUCCUUGCUGGUGCAAGCCAUCGAGCCGGGCGGCCUGCUGGGACAGUAUUGGGACAACCAGUGGCUCUACGGCAUGCCGGUGGUCACACGCCAGGACCGGUCCUACGCAGCCAUGCUGCUAAGAGGCCUCGAUGAGGAGUUCUCCUUGGGCGUCACGCAGCUCCUCGACGACCUUCUUGGCAAGGAGGCCCAGGCCGACGCGUCGCCCAAGCGGGAGACGGAGGAGGCCAUGCGCCGCAGCUUCCAAAAGGCCCAGGAGUUCUGCGAGGAGGCACAGAAAUACAUGGACCUCGUCGCCCAGGAGGAGGCCGAAGCCAGGAGGGAGACGGAUCUCAAGAGGAAGAAGGCGGAAAGGCGGUGGGAGAUGUCGGACACAGCCGACUCCCAGAUGUUUGUCAGCUCUGAUGGCUUCGAGGCCAUGAGGGUGGAGAACGAAGCCAGGCUACAGCAGGUGCACCAGGGCAUCGUCGAUGUGAUGCAGAGCCACGGAAAGCAGGUUCCUGUCGACCAGGUAGCAUCUCCCUUUGCGCAGACCAUCGACUUCAAGAGCAGCCUUGGAUGCACCUUCAUCGACCAGGAAGACGACGCGUCUCCGAUCCUGGAUUUCGAGCGGCUGCUGGAGCGCUGCGAGAAGAUGCAGGCCGAGCUGGAGCGCUGGGGGGACGUCCACGGCACCCCGCGAGGCCCGGAAGGGCGUCUAGGCCGCUUAUGGGCCGCCCCAGUCCCAAGCACUGGAGCCGAGUCUCUGAAGUCGAUAGCGCCGGGCGAAGCCUUCUUUCGCUUCGACUGGGGUUUGGGCGCCGUGGCCUUGUACGCCUCGGACUACGUCUCCGUGCGCUGGACCGGCUUCGUUCUGCCGGAGCACUCCGAGGAGUUCACCUUCUACGUGAACGCCGACGACUCCGCGAGGCUCUGGGUGAACGGCGUUUUGCUUUUCGACAAGUGGGACGAGUGCUGCCAGGAGUUCUGGGGCCACAUCGCCCUUACGGCCGGGGAGCUGGCGUCCAUCCGCCUUGAGUUCCGCGAGGUGGCGGGGAACGCCACGCUCAGCCUGGAGUGGGCCUCCUUCUCGACGCCCCGAGGUUUCAUCAGCCCUGGCCAACUCUUCAAGGGCCCCGUCAUCAACGGCGCCCCCGUCUUGCUGGAGGUCGCUACCGGCACGGUGAGUGCCGCCAACUCCGAGGCAUUCGGCGAGUACCUGACAGGAGCCCGCUGCCUGGAGUCCCGAGCCUUCUACAUCCAGGCAAAGGACACCGCUGACAACUUGCUGAAGAGCAACCAGGAGGUUUUCCAGGUCACCUUCAACGGGCCCGUGACCUUCACGGUGGUUUCAGCACCAGUCAACCCGGACGCCAUGGAUGGCCUCUACAAAGUAGAGUACCUCGUGAACAGGGCUGGCAACUACCGGGUGUCUGUAGCUCUGAACGGCAUGCCCAUCAAGGACAGCCCGUUCCAGUUCGUCGCACGACCGGGCCGGGUGGCCUCCGAGUGGUCCACGGUCCAAGGGCUGGGAAGCAUCGAGUUCACUGCGGGCACGGAGUCCGAGUUCGUCGUCCAGGCCAAGGACGCCUACGGGAACGCCCUGGACGAGGAGGUCGGUGAGGUCACCGCCUCCAUCGAGUGGGAGAAUUACGACUCCCUCACGACCAUGACCGUCCUGGACGACACGCCGCUGAACAACGCCGAAUUCGGCAGGUACUUCUACGGGAGAGCCAGCUACAUCGGAUUUGGCCAGUAUGACAUCAAGUACACUGCGCUCCGAGAAGGAACUCACAAGCUCUUUGUGAAGAUCAACGGCGGCAACGUCUACCUGUCGCCCUUCACAUUGAGGGGCUACCCUGCUGCGGCGCCCUACGGACCCAAGAGCCUCGCCGAGAGCGGGCAGCCACCAGCGUCCGUCAGCACCUCAGACACCGGGCUUAUCGGAGAAGCACACGGCGUGGCGGGUGACGAGAUUGUCUUCCACGUGCAGCUCCGGGACGCUUACGGCAACCUCCUGGCCUCGAGCCCGGCCGGGGCCAUCGUCGUGCGCGUGAGCUCGGCGCCGCCGGUCAGCCAGGUGGACGAGGGAGUCUGUUCGCCGAGCACCGGCGGCAGCACCGGGCUCUACGAGUGUCGGAUUACUCCCACCGUCAGCGGGGAGCGGCUUCUGUCCGUUCAAGUUGAUGGCGUGGAGAUCUCCAAACUGGAGAUGGUGCAGCCGCUGUCGCAGCUUACGGUCACCCAGGGCCCUUUCGCUUUGUUCGUCGAGCCAGCAGCAGUCUCGCCGGCGAACACGGCCGUCUACAACGUCCAAUCCAGUUACCUGGCUGGAGCGACCGUGGACGCUCUGGUGCAGCUCAGGGACCGCUUUGGAAACAACCGCACGAGCAGCUCGGCGACGCUCCUCUUUCAGGGGCGGUUUGGGCCAAGCAUCCUAGCUUUCACCGACAACAAUGACGGGACUGUGACAGUGAAAGUGGGCACGCAUCUCGCUGGUGAGCAUCCUCUGCAGAUCACGCUGGCCGGAGUGCAGAUCUCCAACACGCCGACUCCGGAGAUCCCGGUCCUCAGCUCCAUCGCGAGAUUCGACGGGACGGACUGUGCCAUCCCCGCUGAAAUCAUCGCAGGGAUUCAGCAUCCGUUUCAGUGCGUGCCUCGAGACACCUUCGGCAACAAGGUCGUUGACAACAACUUGUUCAUUCAGGCCGAGUUCGUGAACAUGGACGACUCCUCUGCGCCUGUGGUCACCGUGGAUGGCACUUACAGCUUGGUGGAUGACAACUACGACUUUCCCUUGGAGAUCGACAAAGUGGGCGCCUACUCUGUGGUGACACAGCUCUGGGCUCGGGGCGGGCUCAUCGGACGCUACUACCGGACACCAGGCUUCCAGAGCCUGGUGUCGCUUCUGACGGACCGCCCGCAUCAGGGCCUGGCCUUGUUCGAGUACACGCGGGUGGAUCCCCAGCUGGACAUCAUCUGGCCGGACAUCCCCGUGGCCACCUGCCCCGAAGACUACUUCUCCGUGCACUGGCACGGCUACCUCUUGCCAAAGGCCACAGGGCUGCACAACAUCCGCAUCGAAGCGGACAAGGGGGCCCGCGUCAUGGUGGGCUCCUCUUGGGUUAUCGACGAGCUGGCUUCCGACACCGCGGUCCGCGCCUCCGCGCAGGUGACCUUGACAAACCACGUGCCCGUCUACCUGGAGAUCCAGUACAAGCACUCAGCCGGUGCCUCAAACAUCCGAAAGCUGCCCUUCAGCUGCUUGCUGCGAGGGAGCACCUUCUUCUCUGAGAGAGCUCCGGCUUCCGGCAAGGCUGGGACGGCCUACGUCCGACUUUACUGGGCCGCCACAGACUUCGAAGACGAGCUGGUGCCCAGCAACAACCUGCUCCACCCGCUGAAUGUCUUGGCUCUCGACACCACAACGGUGGUGGUGCCGCAAGAAGCCGCGGAGACGUCUGUGGCCUCUGGGGCGUCUCUGUCCACGGUCAUCGCUGGCCAGGACAACACAUUCAUCGUUCACACCCGGGACGCCGAAGACAACCCGCGGUCCACGGACACGACCUCGGCGAUCACGGGCUACAUGGGCUCGACCCCCGCAGUGCCACUGUCCUUCAGCUAUCUCGGAGGUGGAAACUACACCGCGACCAUCAACCCGGUCUCUGCCGGUGACUUUCCGAUGCAUGUGCUUGUCAACGGUGGGCCCCAGCCGUCGGCGCGCGCCAUGGCGGCUCGGGCCUACUUCCUGGCGGUCUUUGCCCCCGAGGGCUGGCCAAGCUCCGUAGCGCCCGAGUACGGCCGCUACCAGCUUUGGGACACCAUCCAGCAGGUGACCUUCUUCGUGAACACCGUGAUCAGCAAGCAGGCAGUGAUGAAGUUCCACGGCGUUGGGGACCCCAACAAGACCCCUGCAGAGGCAACCGCACUGCAAAUGGGAAGGGAUCUCUUGGCGACGGCGAUCGGCAUGGGAGUGGCGACGCCGGCCUUCACGGACCGCUACCGCUCGGCUCCGCGGAGUUUUCGCAUGAGCGCGGAGCUGGUGAACGCCGUGGGGCACUUCGUGGAGAUCUUGGCCGCCAUCUUCUCCCGGAUCGUCGCUUUCCUCUAUCUGGGACCCGCCCUGUGCCUGGUGGCAGGCACGAUGUCGGGGGCGGUACGGUCGGUGAUCUUGCAGCACUUCGCCAAGGGUGGCCGCCUGCCUCCAGGACGGGACCCGGACUUCGGCGACAUAUCGCUUAAAGAGAGCAACCAGGACCGGGGCGGGAAGAUUUUUGGCCUCUUCAUUGGCAUGACCCUGCUGCUCGGGGCCAUUGGCAUCGGCAGCGGUGCGGAGGCCGAGCAACGAUCACUGGAAGCGAGUUUGCAGUGGUUCGCCGUCCUGUCCGUCGUCCACCUGCUUGGCAAUGUCCAGGCCGUGCGGCAGCUUGAUAUCGCCGCCCCCGCGCACGCCCCGCACCCCGAAGCGACCGGGGAGGCGAAGCCUGCCGGCUUUUUGCGCCAGAUGUUCCUCCCCAAGGGCUUUCCCAGCACUGUGGUGGAGUGCUACGGCCGGUUUCGGGCCUGGGCGCUGCUUCAGGUUCUCAUCGGCUACCCCAAGCAGAUCGUCAUUAACAUGCUCUUUUGGGGCCAAGUUUACGGCGUGGGCAAUGCCCAAAGCUCGCCCGUCACAGCAGUGCUGAUCGACAUCUUCAUGACUACCAUUGACUGCGUCAUGGGUCUUCUCUUGGGCCUUCCUGCUGUGACACAAAGCUUGGACUACAGCAAGAAGCGCUGGUACAUCUACUCUGGGGUGCUGGGUCGCUGUUCGGAGUUCGUCCAGCUGGCAGCGGCCUUGGCGCCUUCCAGAUGGUUCUUCCCCAUCAUAGUCUUGGCCCGGAGUCUUGCGGCCUUCAGCGGAACGAGCGGCAGCCGAGUGGGAGGCGCCAUCCCGCCGGCGUUCAUGAAGAAGGAAGAAGCCGAGCGCAAGCAGAUCGAGCUGAUCCACGUGAACGUGGCCAACGGAAACCAGGACAAACUGGUGUCCGUGCCUUCGGGCAUCCUUUCCAUUACCUUCCUCUACUACUUGGUCUUCUCGGGCUGGCAUCCCAGCUUGAGCUGGCAGAUAGCGGCCUACUGCGCCUUGCAGGCAUUGAGCUUCUGCAGCCUCUGUGGUUGCUUCCGCAACCUGCCACCACUGCCAGGGGAGGCCUUGCAAGAGCCGUUGGUGGGGCGCAAGGUUUCCGACGUCGUCUGGGAGGAGCAGAACGACAUGGACUCCGAGGUCCUGAAUUCCUACAGUGGCCCCGCCUCCAACCCGCCGGCGCUGGUCCGCUCCCUGAGCAUCGACAUCGUGGGCUCCCCUUUCACCACGCGAGUGGAGCCGGGCCCCACGAGUGCCGUGCACAGCCUGAUCACUGGGACCGGCCUGCAGUUCGCAGAAGCCGGUGUGGAGGGCGUUUUCUAUGUGACCCUACGUGAUGCGCAGCUCAAUCACAGGGGCGCCUCCAUCGGAGAGCCUGUGACGCUGGACGACAGCCGGAUGAACUGCGCAGACCAAGGCCUCGGCGUGUACCGAUGCUCCUACUUGAUCACGCAGGCCCAGACGUUCAACGUGGUCCUGCGGGUCAACGGGCAGCCGGUGAAUCCCGUGGCACCACACACCUUUCCGCUCGUGAUCAACCCGAAGCCGAUCGACUCCACGGCGGGGGUCAACUACGUCUAUGCCUUCACCACCUUCUUCCCCGAGAUUCGAAAAAGCACAGAUAAUAGUGUGAUCUUCCAAGUACGAGACGAGUUUGGAAACGAUGUGCCGGAUGAGGGCAACAACUUCAUGAUCUGCGAAGCCGAUGGUCCCGAGCAGCGGACGCCCCCUUUCCGUCCGCCGCUGGACAUUGUGAGGAACGGUGCGGGGCUCUUCCGAGUGAACCUGAAGCUGGACACCACUGGGCUUCACAAGGUCUACUGCUAUGCUUUGAACAAAGGGGGCAUCAAUGCCCGGUACUUCAACAACCGCUGGGUGGAGGGCGUCCCGGCCAUCUCACAGGUUGACACGGCCAUCGACUUCAAUUGGGGUGAGGGUCUGGUGACUGCGGAAUCCUCCGACUACGCCUCUGCGCAGUUCGACGGAUACCUGCAAGUCCUCACGCCCGCGAACUACACCUUCUACAUCACCGCUGACGACGGCGCCAAGAUGUGGAUGGACGACGAGCUGAUUCUGAGCCAAGACGAAGCCGGGCAGUUCCAGACCCGGCCCAUCUUGCUGACUGGGGACAGGCUCUACCACAUCCAGGUGAUGUACUACGAGCGCACGGGCUUUGCUCGCAUGCGCCUGGAGUGGUCCUCGGACCAGGGCUUGGUCCGGGAGGUGAUCGGCAAGGACUCCUGGUUCCACUCCCGGAGCAGGCUGGGGCUCUUUCCCCAGACCGUCCUGGUCUACGACAAGCCAGGACCUGUCGAGGCCUUCUACCACCACGACUUCCAGUACGACGUCAACCAGCUGUCCUGGGUUCCGCCGCAAGACAGCAGCGCCAAGCCCAUCCUGGGAUACCGGCUCUACAGGGACAACGGCAUGGGUGGGGCCAUCGACAACCUGAUGGCCACCACGGAUGAGAACACCUUCUCCUACAUGGAUUCGGGGCUCGUGACGGGUUUGGUCUACUACUACAGGCUCAUGGCCGUCAACGGCGAUGAUGGCGAGCCGGUCACCAUCUCCGCACAGCCCUCCGUGCCCCCAAUCAAGCCGGACCCUGCGUUGCUCAUCAACACGGCCUCGGGCAGCAUGACCUUCCGCUUCACGCCGCUGACGGGCGCCGCCUCUGGUUGGUCUCCCACCAUUCGCUACACGCUCUACCGCAAUGAUGGUCUUGGCGGGGUCCUGCGCUUCACGUACGAGGGAGACAUGGAUGGCACAUCCAUGGUGGAACUGAUGAUCGGUGGCCUCGUGGAGGGGAGGCAGUACUUGUUCCAAACCUCCUACUGGAGCCGCAUCGGGCAGAGUCCCCUCAGCGAUGUCACGGCAGUUGUCUGCUGCGAGUUCCGGAAGCCGGGCUCCCCGCCUCUGAACCUCCGGCGCUCAGGAGACCAGAGCAACGAGAAGAUCUCCCUUGCCUGGGAUGCUGUCACCGACAUCGGCACUUCGUCUCUGAUCUAUUACCGCCUCUACAUGGAUGACGGAUAUACGGAGAUCUCCAAGAACACGGCCUCAGGCACCACCAUCACGGAGUUCUUCGAGUUUUUGACCCCCGGCAACCCCUACCGCUUUGCCGUCGCAGCCGUGAACGCUGCUGGGGAGGGUCCCAGGAGCGAGAGGAUCACAUUGACGGCCUCGGACGUCGCAGGGCAGCCUUACGAUGUGGAGGCGACCUUCCAGUCUUCCUACCGCAUCGACUUGCAAUGGAAGAAGCCUUUGCUCACGGGUGCCUCGGGCAUGAGCGGUUACAAGGUCUGGGUAGAUGAUGGCAACGGUGGCGGAAUCAACAACUUGAUCUGGGACGGUGGGACGAAGGCUGCCACUUUGUCGUACUCCUGGGCCCCGGUCUUCUCGGAUGGAACCGUGGCACUGCUGGCGGGUCACACCUACCGCUUCCAGGUGCAAUCCGUGAACCCCACAGGCGACGGCGCCCGAUCCAACGUCUUCUCCAUCGUGGCGGCCUCCAAGCCGGAUGCGCCUGGCCGCCCGGGUGUGGACAGGGCCGCCACCUCCGCGACGGCCGUUCACAUUUCCUGGGCGGCUCCCUACAACGGAGGCUCACCCAUCCUGGGCUACAUCGUUGAGAGGAAGAGCUCGCCGACGGCGCAAUGGAUCUCUUUGACCGCGGCCUCCGACAGCUACACCUCCACGACCUACGUCGACACCUUCCAGCUGGUGGCCCGGUCCUUUUACAUCUAUCGCGUCUCCGCCUUCAACCUGGUCUCUGUGGGCGAAACCUUCUUCUCACCCGAGUCCUCGAUUCCAGCAGCAGCUGUCCCCACAGCUCCGACGGUCACCUUCGUGACUUCCACCGAGACGACCAUCACCGUAUCCUGGGACAUCCCAACCUCCGACCUCACAGUCACUGGCUUCCGGCUGUAUGUAGAUAACGUUCUCAAGUACGACGGUGCUGGUGUGAGCACCGUCCGCACGUUCACGCUGGCCGGGUGCACCACAGGCAACAUGCACGACUUCCGUGCGACUGCCAUCAGCGAUGCGGGCGAAUCAGGCUUCUCUGCUUCCCUGCCACGGUACUGUGCCAGGCGCCCCUACCCUCCGGCACAGCCGACGCUGAAGUCGACGACGCUCUCCACCGUAGAAAUCCAAUGGAUGCCUCCUACGAACAACGGUGGCAUGCCCAUCUCGGGCUACAAGGUGCAGCGCUCGAACAACGAUGUCUACUUCUUCGGCACGGUGCAGUGCGAGCAGCCCGACGGAAGUUUCCUCACGACGCUGCCGGAGGAUUUCGACUCCUGUCUCGAUUCGACGGCCUUCAUCUGUCCCCAGCGACGCUGCAAGUAUCGAGUGCUGGCCAUCAACGGUGUCGAGGACGACAACUUCGCGGAUGUGUCGCCCUACCUGGUGGCAACGGCAGCCGACCUUCCGAAUCCACCCACCUCGGUGACCCGCGACGACCCCCCAAUCAGCAAGACAGCCAUCGAGGUGCACUGGUCGCCUGUCACCGAAGCAGCAGAGACUGGCGGCGCCCUUGUCAUCGGCUACAGGGUCUACGCCAACACGGGGAUCGAUGAUGCGCUCGCGAUGGUCUUUGAUGGCUCCGGCAGCCCGUCGAUCCGAUCCUUUAAGCACACUGGGCUGGUGCCGGGGAGGCGCUACUGGUAUCAGGUCGCCUCGGUGAGCAGCGUGGGCGAAGGCUCCCGGACCAACAUCUCCACUUUCCUGGCCGCGGAGCCUCCCGCCGCGCCGCUGCAGCCGAGGUUCGUCACCGCCGGCUUCGGAUCAAUCACCAUUGGACUGGAUCCCCCGCCUUCAGAUGGAGGAUCUCCCAUCGUCCGUUACGUAAUCUAUCGAAACGACGGCACGGUGAAUGGCCUCCUGAGCACGCAAGUCUCAGUUUGCGACAUGUCCCGCACGCAAUUCGAUGUGCCUGACCUGCUUCUGGGCCGGGACUACCUCAUCCAGGUGCAGGCUCAUGCCGACUGCCCUUAUGGUGCAGGGAACUCGCUGCACGCGUACGACGCGGAUGGCAUAUGCGUGAACGACGCGGAUUGCACCUUGCCGGGAGCUCGGAGUGGCAUCGCGCUCUUCACCACCACCGAUGUACCGGACACCGUGACCCUGGAAAAGGUGGUUCAGGCACGGACGAGUGUGACGUUCCGCUUCGAUCCGCCUCCGGGGGAUGGUGGGAGCCCGGUCACGAGCUUCGAGCCCUACCGCGACGAUGGCCUGGGAGGCGACUUUGUGCGUGUCGACGUGCUCCCAACGAACUACUUCGAGAUGGACACCGAUUUGUCGGAAUCGGGCAACGAGUACAAGUACACGGGAUUGGUCACAGGCCGCAGGUACAACUUCUUCGUGGCCUCCUGCAACAAGCGCGGCUGCCGGAGCGGCGUCAUCUUCGGGCCGCUCACUGCAGCAGCCGCUCCGGACCAGCCUGAGCCGCCGCUGGCCACCGCCACCUCGGCCGUGCCGCCAAUGAUCAACCUCACAUGGACACCGCCAGACAACGGUGGCAUGCCUAUCCUCAAGACGGAGAUCCAGCGCGACGAUGGCCAGGACGGAGUCUUCUCCCUGCUCGCAGAGGUGGACGCUCCAGACUUGACGUACUCCGACACCGCGGUCACAGCCGGUUUGACCUACCGCUAUCGGAUCCGCAUGCACCACGAGCAGUCGGCCAGUGACUUCAGCAACCUCGCAACCUUCGUGGCAGCAGGCUUGCCCGACCAGCCGGCAGCCGUGACGCUGGUGUCGCAGUCGAAGUCUGAGAUCACCGUGUCCUGGACCACGCCAGCAGCGAAUGGGGCAGACGUUUACCAGCCAGCAGCCAAGAAGCUCCGGGGAAAGGGAAGGGAGGCUCGGGAGGUGGACCCAAAAAGCUCGGAGGUUCAUCCUGAGAAGGGACGACGGGCUCGGCUCUACGCUUACGCCCAUCUACCGCGCCGGCCUCGGUCGCCGCGGCCGCCUUGUGCUUUGCUGCAUCGCCAGCCGCUGCUGCUGGUAGGUGGUGCUGCGACGAUCUUCACGAGUGCAGACCUGGCGACGGGACGCUCCUUGGAUUGCAAGCGCUCGGAGCCGUGA